Messenger RNA from Ceutorhynchus assimilis (cabbage seed weevil), 1680 nucleotides. The record is from the annotation of a GenBank genome assembly. NCBI's taxonomy places the organism in Eukaryota, Metazoa, Arthropoda, Insecta, Coleoptera, Curculionidae.
AUGUUCGAUCCCAACGUCAUAACGACCACAACGCAACAGACCCAAAUCCAGUACCAACAACAGCCGCCGGACAAAGACAAAAACGGCCAGGAGCAAAAGCAAGAUUUCGCCCCUUUCUGUUACGCCAACGUCAACAUGAUCCAGAAAAUCGCACCCCAAACUCAACAUUCCACCAUCAACAUGUCGCAGUUAACUGAUGACAAAUGCUACAUUACUCAACCGGCUUUCAGCUAUAACUAUACUCUUGUAAAUCAAAAUCUGCUAACCCAAAACGCUAUAUCAAACAUUACUUUUAAAUGUGACGUUUGCGGACUGAUGUUUGCUCAUAUAAAUCUUCUAAACCACCACAAAAAAGUAAACCACGGACAGACUGAUCAGCAACAGGCCCAGCAACAACAAAUCACUGUCCAACUGAUGCCCACUCAAGUUCAACAAGCUCAACAACCGACACAAAUUCAAAUAGUAUCUGCAGAUCGGAUAAGGUUUUCGUGCGAAGAAUGCGGAAUGACAUUUGCCACUCAGGGCGAAUUGAAAACGCACAAGAUACAAAAUCACCAGCAGGCGCAGCAGCAACAGCAAGUCCAAACUCAGGCGCAACAACAACAAACUGUGCAGCAAGUUAAUACUCUGAAAAUUAAGAAUUGUGAGACUUGUGGUGCUCCUUUGCCACAAGAUACUAACAAGAAACGGGCUGUUAUGAAGGUCAAGUGUGAAAACUGUCUCAGUGCAGAAGCAAUACAGCCUCAAAUAUUUGUAGUGGCCGCUUCACCUGAUGAGGCUACACAAGUGAAAUUUGAAGAAACGGGAACGGAUGCUCAAAACCCUUCAGGUCUUGGCACACAAAAUUCAAUCCCAAUCGGUAUUAAAAACAAUCAUCCAGUUAAAAAACGAGGAGUCGCUAGUGUUACAAAAUGUACCAAAUGCAACGGAAGCGGUAUUAUAUUUAUUGGAGGCACGAAAAAUCAGCAGAACAGUGCCGAUAAACCAUUUCAUUGUAAUAUUUGCAAUGGCUCUUUUAGCAGAUACUCAUCAUUGUGGUCGCACAAAAGAUUGCAUUCCGGAGAGAAAAACUUCAAGUGCAAUAUUUGCGGUUUGGCAUUCGCCAAAGCAGCCUACCUAAAGAAUCACUCUCGGAUACACACUGGAGAAAAACCUUAUCGGUGUGGUGUAUGCGGUAUGCAAUUUUCACAGUCGCCUCACUUGAAAAAUCACGAACGGAUACAUUCGGGCGAGCGACCAUACGUUUGUGAAGUUUGCGACAAAUCGUUUGCCAGACAUUCAACCUUGUGGAAUCACAGGAGGAUCCAUACAGGCGAAAAACCAUACAGGUGUGACAUUUGCAGUUCGUGUUUCAAUCAGGCGACACAUUUGAAGAACCAUCAGAAAGUGCACUCUGGAGAAAAACCAUUCAAAUGUGAUAUUUGUACUGUAGGAUUUUCAGACAGAUUUGCCCUAAAAAGACACAGGAAUAUCCACGAAAAAUACGGUAGGACGAAACCGAUGACUCAGGGUCAGGCUGAGGGUGUAUCUUUAGAUGUGUCAGCAGAUGCCAUUGCUCAGGAUGAUGUAGAACAGGAAGAAUUAUUAGAGGCAAAGUUUGAAGGAAAAUAUGAAGAGGUUGACGAUGAUAUGGGCGAGGAAAUGGAGGAGAUUGCAGAGCUACAGGUCCAAUUGCAAUAA